GCGCCGAACGAUGAGAGCUUCAUGACGGAUAGCUCGAACGAUCACAAUGCCCACGAACGGACCAGAGCCGAUCACGUCGACCAGUGCGGCGUAUGGCUAACAUCGCUGAUGGGGUUGGCCAAAGCGCUCGCACACAUCCAGCCGCCCACCACGACCCGGGGCGAUAUACCUACUUACACAGAAGGUCUCAGUCUAAAAGGUCAGGUCUCGGGACCCAUCACAGAUAUCCUGGAUGCGGCUGCGCUGUGCUUGGCUAGUGUGGUACUGUUCGGUACUUCGAAGCAGAUACGUCGUGCGCUGGGGAGGACGGUGGCUAUUGUGUGUGCAAACGCCCCACUCUGUAGCCCAGAUAAUGAAGCCCAAAGAGAUGCGAUGGGGGGUCUUUUAUGGGCCUUCUGCCUUACUCUGAGUCAGAACGUCAACGUGCGGGAUGUGCUACCAACGGUUGCGGCACUGACCCAUAACUGGUUGCGCAGGACUCUUGGACAAGAUACCGAUAUGAGUGAUGAGAUCAACAACGCGAUGAGCGGGGGCGCAGCUGAUACGAAUUAUGUGGCUCUGGCCUGUGCUUGUCUCAAG
Molecule: messenger RNA, 579 nt
Organism: Sphaeroforma arctica JP610
Lineage: Eukaryota; Ichthyosporea; Ichthyophonida
Exons: 4
Source: RefSeq, a predicted model, not a curated record